Zingiber officinale is the source of this 582-nucleotide messenger RNA. RefSeq names its product vegetative cell wall protein gp1-like. The record is from RefSeq and is a predicted model, not a curated record. The transcript has 2 exons. Bases 1 to 582 code for a protein of 193 amino acids. Lineage: Eukaryota; Viridiplantae; Streptophyta; Magnoliopsida; Zingiberales; Zingiberaceae.
AUGACUCCUUUAAAGGUACCUACCUCGGUUGCACCCGUUAUACCCACCCCUACAGUAUUUACGGUACCACUAGCGGUACCAUCGGCAUACCCGACACCUACUCCGGUCGAGCCCACGGCGUACCCGACACCACCGCCACCGAUGCCUACUGCACACCCGACACCCGCACCAGCAGCAGCAGUUGCUCCACCUCCGGUACCACCACCCACCGUACCUCCAGCCGCGCCCACCUAUGUUGACCCUGCAGUGCCACUAGUGGCACCUGCCCCAGCCUAUGCAGCAGCACUGGGGAUGCCUCCCCCGGCCUAUCCAGGGGUAUCACCUGUAGUACCAACUCCAGUGGUUCCGCCAGUUCCUGCAGCCAUCCCUACUCACCUCACUGAUAUAGUUGCGGCACGAGCUCGGCUCCCAGCUUUGGCAGAGUUGAUGAAAAGUCGAUUCACAGGACUGGAUGGACAUCUGCAAGUAAAGCUUGCCGAUUUUGGGAGUUCAUCCUAUUUAAAGACGUUGGACAAAGCCCUCAUGAUUGACUCAGCUCAGCAAAGAGCGUUUCUAGACAGGAAAAAGAAGCAGAUGGGUUAG